This is a messenger RNA of Diabrotica virgifera virgifera (western corn rootworm), 8749 nucleotides long. RefSeq names its product E3 ubiquitin-protein ligase MGRN1 (gene Mrgn1). Gene Ontology annotation, molecular function: ubiquitin protein ligase activity. Bases 278 to 2125 code for a protein of 615 amino acids. The record is from RefSeq and is a predicted model, not a curated record. The transcript has 10 exons. Lineage: Eukaryota; Metazoa; Arthropoda; Insecta; Coleoptera; Chrysomelidae. Gene Ontology annotation, biological process: protein ubiquitination. Gene Ontology annotation, cellular component: cytoplasm.
AAAAAAAAAAACUUAUAGGAGUGAAACAGAAAGCCUGUCAUACGCAAGUAAUCGCAGGGUGAAGAGAGAUAGAUAAAUGGAUGGAUGAUGGAUGCAUAGUUAGUGUCGUUGUGUUCUCUGCUUCUCUGUCAGUGGAAUCAGUGAAAUGUCAAAGAAUUGACAAAAGGUCGUCAUAUUUAGUUUGACACUUAUUUGUCAAAUCAAAAUUUUAGUAAAUAUUUUGAAAAAUGGUAUUUUAAAUUAACAAAACUCAAUACAUUACUAUUUUACUGUAAAAAUGGGAGCUUUAUUAACAACCAGGCAACACGAUGGUGUAGAAGAAAUUGAUAUUUCUUCCAAUCAUGCCUACAAGUAUCCACCCAGAUCUGGUAAUUACUUCGGUAGUCACUUUAUUAUGGGAGGAGAAAGAUUCGAUACGCCACAACCUGAAUCUUAUCUCUUUGGAGAAAAUUCUGAUCUUAACUUUUUAGGAAGUAGACCAACUCCAUUUCCAUAUCCUCCACCUCAACCAAAUGAGCCUACAAAGACUUUAAAAUGUCUUGUUAACAUUAGAAAAGAGUCUCUUAGAUUCGUUAGGACCAGUAAUGAUUAUAGUAAGUUAAAUAUUGAUAAGUGUGAAUAUAGAGAUGUUGAAUUGGGCACAAAUACAUCAUUUAACAUCGAAUUUACCUUUGACUGUGAUGUCAGAUGUGCAAUAACAGUAUAUUAUUUCUGUACUGAAGAUUUUACCCCAAAUGGUGUGGCUUACAUUCCAAAAGAUCCUUCAAUAACAUCAGAGACUUUUCAUUAUAGCAGAGGUUCUAAUCAGCAAUUUUGUCAACCAGCUCAUGUAUUCAAUCCCGCUAAAUAUAACGAAGAUGAACUCCUGUUUGAUGUAGAUAGAGAGCUAAUUCCAAUUGCUAUCCACUGUGUUACAGAAGAAGGACCAGUAGAAAUGAGACAGAGUCACACUACCAUUGCUACUGUAGAAAAAAUCACAGAUGGAACGUAUCUGCUAAAGGCUUUGAAGCAAAAACUAUUUGUUGAUGGUUUGUGCUAUUUGCUGCAGGAAAUUUAUGGAAUUGAAAAUAAGAAUAAUGAAAAAGCUGGAGCUGAUGACGAAACUGAAGACAAUGGUUCAGAAUGCGUCAUAUGUAUGUGUGAUGUCCGGGAUACUUUGAUCCUUCCUUGCCGCCACCUCUGUUUGUGUAAUUCUUGCGCUGAUUCCUUGAGAUAUCAAGCAAAUAAUUGUCCCAUAUGCAGAGCACCCUUCAGAGCUUUGCUACAAAUAAGAGCGCUGCAGAAAUGUUCUAAUUCGAACCUAGCUGCUAUUAGUCCACCAGAUGGCAGUUGUGACAACAUCCCUCCUGGUUAUGAAGCUGUGUCCCUUAUAGAGGCGUUGAAUGGCCCUUGCGCGCCUCGUCAACCACCUUCAGCAGCUAUGCCCGAUUUGGUUGAAACGCCAGAAAAUGAACAUGCCAUUCAAGCCGCCCAAAUUUUAAACAGGCAAUGUGAUCGUAGUACACCGACGAAAAAACGAGGAGGCAGUUUGGAUUCUCCGCCUAGUCCAGAUUACUCACGAGAGGUAAGUAUGGUACCUACAAGGAGAAUAGAGGAAGAGGAUAAAAACAAAGAUGGAAAGUUGCCGUUGUUGGAAAAGGAGGUGGAUAGAAGAAGAAAGAGAGAUGAUGUAAGACUGGUUAACGAGAAAGCCGAAAAAGAUGCAAAUGUAGACGAAGAUAGCGAAACUGAAAAAUUAUCUCCGCUUUUACAAAAAAUCGACAGAUCUAACAAGAACGCUAAUAAUUUAGCACUGAAUAUGGAAGAUGUAGUAGAUGCUAUCGAUGAUGCUGAUACUGACCAAGAAGAGACUCGUAAUACUUCUGAUAAAGCUAAGACCUAUGGCGAACGAGGCGAUGAAUCUGAUUAUUACACCCCCGACGAACCAGCUCCGUCUUCAGCACCUUUGUACGAAGGAACUAACACCAGUUCCGUGGAAAGUACUCCCCAACGCCUACCGGGGACUCCCAUGUCGCACGCAAGUAUGCGCAGUAGCGGUGACAGUUACACAAGCGGUUCCAGCACACGACAUCUAUUAGCAAUAGCCAGUACUGGGCUAAUUCAGGAUAAACCCGUCAAUGUUUAAAGAUUUACUCGGUUUUUCGUUUUAUUUUUAAGAUUAUGCUUCGUCUGAUUAAGUAAGGAAGAUUUUAAACUCAUCCGUCCCUUUCUUCAAUUUAUCUGCAUGGUUUGUGUAUCUAUGUUGCUUAAGGCCUCCUUUAUAAUUUUUAUGAUAGUAAUUAUUAGUUGUGUUGAUUGCCAAAAACAACAUGCUUCUAAAAGAAAUGACCUAUACUAUUCCAACAAGCGUUUUUUGUUUAAAAACACGCUUGAUAUGCAUUUAAACUUGAAUUAUUUUGAUUUGCUGCUAUGGUAGCCACUAUACUUAAUUAAUACGUAUUUUAAGAAUCGUUCUAGUCUUUUUAAUAAGUGAAUGACUUCAAAAGUCAUCUUGUCUUGGUCUGUCUCAAAAGUAAUUGAUCCUCAUGAGUAUCCGGUAUUCGUCUUAACAAUAUGCUUCCAUGCGUGCUUUAAAUACUUCUAUUGCUCAGUGUAUUUUAAAUUCGGUGUAUAUGUCGCUGUUCACAUCACAUCACGCGCUGCAUCAUAUAUUCAUGGUGCACAACACUUUUUUUAUAAUCUGGAUAAAUAAUGAUAGAUUGUCUUCUUCUUCUUCUUCUUUUUUGUGUAGACAUGACUCUGUCUGUUUUUCAAUGGGCCUCCAGUAAGUUGUUAUUCCAUCGUUUUCUUGGUUUUCCCACUGAUCGUCUUCCUAUUGGGGAACUGUCUCUCGCCGUCCUUGCUACUCUAUUUAUUGUUAUUCGGCUUAUGUGGUCGUUCCAUUCUACAUUCUACUCUUCUGUUUUUUACCCAGUUAUUAAUGCUGUCUACCUUGCAUCACCGUCGUAUAUCUGCACUUCUAGCUCUAUCCCAUAGUGUCUUACCAUCGAUUUUUCGAAGGGUUUUCAUAUUUGCUGUUUCUAGCAUUCUUUUUGUCCUUUCUGUAUCAGGUCGUUUUUCUGCUGCGUAUGUUGUAUUGAUUGGUCUGAUGACUGUCUUGUAAAUUGUGCCUUUCAUUUCUUUUCCGAUAUUUUUAUUUCUCAAUAUUGUGUCAUUCAGGCAAAAUGUGGCUCUGUUUGCUCUAUUCACUUGAUCUUCCACUUCUGUUUCGAGCUAUCCGUAGCUAGAUAGUGUGAUGCCUAAAUAUUUAAACUCCAUGACUUGCUCUAUUAUCUGUCCCUCUAGCUCUAAUUUACAUCUUAUUAGAUGAGUUUUCAGAUGUAGACUAGUUUGAGAAAUUAGUAUUGCGUCGUCUGCGUAGCAGAUUAUUUUAAGUUGUGUUUCUCCCAUUUGGUAUCUUUUUUUAGGUCUUAGUUUUUUUAUUAUUUCAUCCAUGAUCAGGUUGAACAAUAGAGGGCUCAGGGAGUCUCCCUGUCUUAUCCCAUUGCCAGCUUCAAUUGGGUGAGUUAGUACUUCAUCUACUUUUAUUGUGUUGUUCUGGUAGAUUUUCGAUCGUUUUAAUUAUUCCUAGAGGCACCUCUCUUGUGUACAAUAAAUGGAUAACGUUCUUUAAUUUUACCCUGUCAAAUGCCUUCUUAAGGUCCACGAAACAUAAAUAUGCCGGUUUGUUGUAUUCUAAUGAUUUCUCUUGAACCUGCCUCAUUAUAAAUAUGUAUAGCUGCCGGUGCAUGAUCUUCCCUACCUAAAACCUUGUUGUUCUUCUGCUAAUGUUAUAAUUUUAUUCAGUUUGUUUGUUAUCACUUUGGUCGUUAAUUUUAGUGUUGUGUAAUUUUCCGGGUCCUAUUUUUCUUCCUUUUUGAAGAGAGGUAUUAGGAUGCUUGAUCUCCAUUCUUGUGGUAUUCUGUUUUGUUCUAUUAUUUUUUAGAUUAGUUUUAAUAGUUGCUUGGCCACAUCUUGUCCUCCUUACUUUAAGAGUUCAUUCGAUAUUCUGUCCUCUCCUGGUGAUUUUCUAUUUUUUAAUUUCCUUAAUGCUUCCUUUACCUCUGCUUUCAUUGUGAAUAUUGUUAUUUUAUUUCGAAAUCAUAACCAAGAACCCACGAUUCGUCACUGGCGAUGUUCUUUUUAAGCAUAUUUUCACGAUUAGCAAGAAUUUACAAGUUGUCCAAAUUUGCUUCUAAGCGAAUCUCUUUCUGAUCAACUCUGGGCGAUUCUGAAAUGAAUUUGGCAUGCACACGGGUCAUUUCCAAUUGCUGCAAAUAAAAGUUUUCGGCUUUCCAAGAUGGCUUUCGAGUUCGUAGUCAAACGACGAUCUUUUUCGAUCCCGAGUCAUUCAAGAUUUUCCAGUGUUGUGUUAGAAGGUUUACCAGAAUAGUUUCCAUACAACCGUUUUUGAGUUUAAAGUAAAACUUGGUUUUCUUAACAACCGUAUGCAUUAAGUUUUUGAAAAGUUAUUGAAAUGGGAGAUUUAUACAGAUACUUUUGGAGCACACCGCGUAACAAGGUAAAUAGUGAGUAUUUUGUAUUUCAGGUCAUUGUUCAAUGUCAUUGUCAUUUAUUUCCUGUCGUUCGUUACUUCAAAAUCUCGAACUUUUUAAAUUCUCGGUCCAGAAAGCCGAGCGGUCUGUUCGAGUUGGCGCCUUUCUUGUUCUUUCCUUGUCGUACCUUCAUAUCACUCUAUCUCCAGCGUUGUUAUCUAGUUGCCUUAAAUUUUUGUAUUGACAGGUCUCAUUCUCUCUAUUGUUCAUUGUUCUCAUUUGAUUUGUUCUUCUGAGCUAAGCCACUCUUCUUAGUAUCUUAAAUCACUUCUCUUCCGGGUUUCCCCUAUUUCGUCAGUUCUUCCUCUUCAGGAAGUUUUCAAUUGGCAAAAAGAGUAGAAGACACUUUGAAGUAUAAAUCUAGAAAAAUCCUUUCGAAAUUAAAACAGUUUCGAAACAAGGUUUUUAUAUACGUUUUAAAGUAUAGUGGUUACUAUUCAAUAAAUUUUAUUCGAAUACUCAUUUGUGAUACAGUGAAAUUAUAUAUCUUAUAGAAUUAUAUGUAUUUUAGGAUUAAGUAUGGAAAUGGUUUAAUUGUAAGGAUUAUUUAAAUUAAUUUUCGUGAUUAUCAUGACAAUACUUUUCGUAGUUAUCUACUAUAUUUAUUGAGAAUAAAGCACCAUUGUAAUUGAAAAUUUGGUAUUGAAGUCCACCUCAUAAGAAUUAAAUUAUUUUAAGUAAACACAGAAAUACCACCAGAAAAUAAUUUCCAAACAAUAUUUUUUAUAUUUUUAUUGAGUUCUUAUCAGAAUUUGCUUUUUGGUAACAACGUUUAUUGCUGUUUAGCAAUUGCGCAUAAAUGUCCAAUAAACAAUUUCACAGAAGAAUAUAUGGAGGAAUAAAAGCAAGGUUUGUGGCGCAGGCGUUGCAACUUUGAGUCGUAUAGAAGUUUUGGAGAAUCUGACAUUGUAAAAGUUGGUAGCACGCAUGUAAUCAGGCGGAAGGAAGGUGUGUAAUAGUCAGAACCGUUUUUGACCGAAGAGGGCUAAUGGGACAACGAGCUAGAGGACGAUUUAAAAUCUAUUGGAGUUAGACCAUGGAGGAACAGUGACGCACCCAUGGGAGUUUUGCUGGUUAAACACCCCCCCCCCCAGGGCAAAAUGUUUCACAAAAUGAAAUUGAUCAGUAGAUCAAAAACCGAAAGUAGAAGGAUUCAAAGACGUCACUCAAUUAAUGCAUUUAUUUCCUUAUUUCCUGUCAUCAUUCAACCAUUAGAUGUUAUUACAAACUGGAGUGAUAACAAAACUACCACUGAUGCUCAGUUGUUGUCGGCUGCAAUUCACAAAUCUGACCUUCUUUCGAGUAUCUUUGUGGUCAACUCGGUGUUUGAACUCACUUUGCCGCUUAGCAAGUGUUGAGAUAAUAGUAUCACAACGUAGAACGCAUAGGACGCACAUAAAGAGCGUCCUAACAAAGAGAGAGACUGUAUUACUAUAGGUGCUGGUUGUGAACAAAUCUGAGGCUAUCUGUACCUGUAAUAAAUGUGGGGGAGGGGUUUAAACACUAUGGUUUGAACGAGCUUUUACGAAGGACACUAACUACAUAUUUAUAGACAGUAGACAAAUAGAGUACAAACAAACCUAAGAGAAAGAGAACAAAACAUACAUAAACAAAAUGGGUGGAUGCAACACUAGUGUUAAUCGAGAGAAACAAAAAAACUACAAAACAAUACGUGCUUACUAUAGUUUAUUUUUUAACCAGGAGGAGUAAACUAAAAAGACAGAUUCACAUCCACGAAAGUCGCUAGAAUAAUAACCAAAUACAUCUUCUUUUUUGGUUGAUCUAGUCGACCCUCAACGGUAAUCCAUAAAUAUUAUAUUAAAUUAAUACGUCGCUAAAAAGUUCCAAAAACAACUGCUUUUUAUAUAAAAGCAGACUAACAAUCUAAAAAUUGAAGGAAUAACACAAAAAACGCAAACAUCGCCGAUAUAACUUAAUUAACCUAUGAAAUGUCACUAAUGUCAAAAUUUGAUAAAUGUCAUUAGUGUCAAAAUUUUAAAGCAGUGGAGUAAACUUGCCUGCGGUUGGACCAAUUACAAACAAGCAAUACAGCGCGGUAAAUUUGAAUCACUCCUCUUGGUAAAAAAACAAACAAUAGUUACAGUGAGUCUUUCAAAAACGUCUAUGAGUGCGCACUAUAGAUUGUCUGUCCAAAUUCACACCGCGGUCCAGGCUGAGGAGACGAUGUGGCAACCGUGUGGUUGGUUGUCUUGAAGGCAACGGAGAGGUCUCGUCUUCUUCUUACUUGAUAACUGAUGUGAUGUAAGAUUCCUUGGCGGAAUCUUUGAGGGUGCAACGAGGUGCAACAGAAAGAGAGCUGUUGCGUUGCUCUACUUAAUUUGCUUGUCCCUGACGGAACUGUUGACACUUUUACGUGGAUUCACACUGUUCACUUUUGGGUGUAGACGGCAACACUGGAGACUCAACCGAGAGAUUACUUGUUGACCGUCUGAGGUCACAUUUGACCCUUUGGAGUGGCGUUGAGGGAGCAACGAGCGUGUUGCAACUACCUCGUACUGGAGCACACUUGACUCCUGGUAUUUGGAGGGUGAAGCGGGAGGUACCGGGAUGGAAAGUAUUAUAUUCGUUUAACUGUUGAAUCUGCAGAAAAAAGAAAGAAUCAUUAGAACAGUUACGACAAAAUGCAGAUGAAACUUUGACCAAUAUUUUUGGGCAAAUAUAAGCUCUUGGCAGUGAAUUUGGUAUUAAUAUGUCUAUUUCGAGAACAGUAAUUUAUCAAACAAAGAGAAAUAAUAUACUAGCCUCUACUCCAGAAGCAUAUUACAGAAGAUAUGUCUGUUUUUAUCUCCUUUUCUGAUGAAAUUGUACAAUCCAAAAGAGAUUUUAAAAUCGGUUCAGGACUUACUAAGUGAACAAUAUGAGUAUGAUGAGACGAUAGGAAAAUCGUUUCAAAGUCUAAAGUUUAUUUUUUAACCAGGAGGAGUAAACUAAAAAGACAGAUUCACACCCAAGAAAGUCACUAGAAUAAUAACCAAAUACAUCUUCUUUCUUGGUUGAUCUAGUCGGCCCUCAACGGUAAUCCAUAAAUAUUAUAUUAAACUAAAACGUCGCUAAAGGAAUAACACAGAAAACACAAACAUCGCCGAUAUAACUUAAUUAACCUAUGAAAUGUCACUAGUGUCAAAAUUUGAUAAAUGUCAUUAGUGUCAAAAUUUUAUAACAGUGGAGUAAACUUGCCUGCGGUUGGACCAAUUACAAACAAGCAAUACAGCGCGGUAAAUUUUAAUCACUCCUCUUGGUUAAAAUACGAACAAUAGUAGAUUUUGAUAAACUUGAUGACGCAACCAUAAAAGGAGAAAUCAUACUUUGAAAACAAUUUGUAAAAGAUUUCAAACUUAAGUGACACCAAAAAAUGCUCUUAAAGCUCUUGAUAUCUGUAACAAGAAUUUAAUUCCUCUUGUUUAUAAUUUACUGCUAAUAAUGGCCACCUUACCUUUAUAACAACGUAUACAUGUAAAAGGUCAUUUUCAUCUCUGAAAGUACUAAAGACUUAUUUUAAAAAUUGUGCGAAGAGGGACUAAAUGGUUUACUUUGAUAUUUAUCCAUCAGAACAUUCAAAUAGAUGAAGACGAGGUAUUAACCCAUUUGGCUCUAAAGGAACGCCGUUUGGACAUUUUAUUAUAAAUUUAAUUUGUUUACACUAGUUUAUUCAAAAUACAGUUUAGGAUUUAAAUUAAUAUUUUUCAUUAUAUUUAGAUAUAGAUACCUGAAUCUUUGGCACUGGUAUAUUUAGUACUUUAAAUUAUACUAAAAUCCAAAUUUUAAGGACUCAAAAUGGAGGUAGCAUAAAAAAAUUUCGGGGCCCAUGCCAUCUCUGCCCCACCCCGUCCCCCAGAGGAAAUAUCUAGGUGUCCCACUGUGGAGGAAAGUGGUCAGAGACAUAAGAGAAUGCCAAUUAAUGGUAGAUGGAGAACCUCUUUAGAAUAUAUAUAGCCAUAAUAAAUGAUGAUUAAAGGUAUUUUUUAGAUUUUUUCUGGGUUAAUAAUAUUCCUCACAUAUCUUCUAAUGACGAUGAAUCCGAAUUUAUCAUCAGUUUUAAUUUAUUUAGUGAAAUUUUGAAAUUUAAAGUCUUAUAACCAUUGAACUGAUAACCACGAAAAAAAUUAUAUCUUUAAGAGUACUUGUACAUAAUUAUAUUUGUGUUAAUUGUAAGUUUUGAGUAAUUGAUCUUUUAAUAAAUAUUGAUUAUUGUU